CCCUAUGGAUGGGAGAUGAUGACAAACCGAGAUGGCCGUGACUACUUCAUCAAUCACAUGACACAGGCAAUCCCAUAUGAUGACCCUCGGUUUGACAGCUGCCAAAUCAUCCCUCCAGCUCCACGGAAGGUGGAGAUGAGGAGAGACCCUGUGCUGGGCUUUGGGUUCGUGGCAGGGAGUGAAAAGCCUGUGGUUGUUCGUUCAGUGACACCAGGUGGCCCCUCAGAAGGCAAGCUGAUCCCAGGAGAUCAGAUUGUAAUGAUUAAUGAUGAACCAGUCAGUGCUGCACCAAGAGAGAGGGUCAUCGACCUGGUCAGAAGCUGCAAAGAAUCGAUCCUGCUCACUGUCAUUCAGCCUUACCCUUCUCCCAAAUCAGCAUUUAUUAGUGCUGCAAAAAAGGCAAGAUUGAAGUCCAACCCGGUCAAAGUGCGCUUUUCCGAAGAGGUCAUCAUCAACGGCCAAGUGUCGGAAACUGUUAAAGACAACUCACUUCUUUUUAUGCCAAAUGUUUUGAAAGUCUAUUUGGAAAAUGGACAGACCAAAUCCUUUCGCUUUGACUGCAGCACCUCCAUCAAGGAUGUCAUCUUAACCCUGCAAGAGAAGCUGUCUAUCAAAGGCAUUGAGCACUUCUCUCUCAUGCUGGAGCAGAGGACUGAAGGGGCCGGGACCAAGCUACUGUUGCUUCAUGAACAGGAGACACUCACUCAGGUGACCCAGAGGCCUAGCUCCCAUAAGAUGAGGUGUCUUUUCCGGAUCAGUUUUGUCCCAAAGGAUCCCAUUGACCUGUUAAGGAGAGAUCCAGUCGCUUUUGAGUAUCUCUAUGUUCAGAGUUGUAACGACGUUGUUCAGGAGCGAUUUGGACCUGAGCUGAAAUAUGACAUUGCCUUGCGGCUGGCCGCGUUACAAAUGUACAUCGCCACUGUCACCACCAAACAGACGCAGAAAAUCUCCCUCAAAUACAUUGAGAAAGAAUGGGGACUGGAGACAUUUCUUCCAUCUGCUGUGCUGCAGAGCAUGAAAGAGAAGAACAUCAAGAAAGCACUUUCCCACCUUGUCAAAGCAAAUCAAAACUUGGUACCACCGGGUAAAAAGCUGUCUGCAUUGCAAGCCAAGGUCCACUAUCUCAAGUUCCUCAGUGACCUGCGACUAUAUGGAGGCCGUGUGUUCAAGGCAACGUUAGUGCAGGCAGAAAAGCGCUCAGAAGUGACUCUUCUGGUUGGUCCCCGGUAUGGCAUAAGCCAUGUCAUAAACACCAAAACCAAUCUGGUGGCUCUUUUAGCUGACUUCAGCCAUGUCAACAGGAUUGAAAUGUUUACUGAAGAGGAGAAUUUGGUGAGGGUGGAGUUGCACGUGCUAGAUGUGAAGCCCAUCACACUCCUUAUGGAGUCAUCAGACGCCAUGAACCUGGCCUGUCUGACAGCUGGAUACUACCGGCUGCUUGUGGACUCCAGAAGGUCGAUAUUUAACAUGGCCAACAAGAAAAAUGCAGGCACACAGGACACAGGAACAGAAAAUAAAAGCAAGCAUAAUAUCCUUGGCCCUGAUUGGAACUGUAUGCCUCAGAUGACCACCUUCAUUGGCGAAGGGGAACAAGAAGCCCAAAUCACAUAUAUAGAUUCUAAGCAGAAGACAGUUGAGAUGACAGACAGCACCUUAUGUCCCAAAGAGCACCGGCAUUUAUAUAUCGACAACACAUACAGUUCAGAUGAACUUAGCCAACCACUGACUCAGCCAGGUGAUACCCCCUGUGAGGCCGACUACAGAAGCCUAGCUCAGCGGUCCCUGUUGACCCUCUCAGGACCAGACACUCUGAAGAAAGCACAGGAAUCCCCAAGAGGAGCUAAAGUGUCCUUUAUUUUUGGAGAUCUUGCCUUGGAUGAUGGCAUGAAUCCCCCAACUCUAGGCUAUGAAAGACUGUUAGAUGAGAAUCCAGAAAUGCUGGAGAAGCAGAGGAAUCUCUACAUCAGCAGUGCCAAUGACAUGAAAAACCUGGACCUCACUCCAGACACAGACAGCAUCCAGUUUGUGGCAAAUUCUGUAUACGCAAACAUAGGUGAUGUGAAGAACUUUGAGGCCCCUGCGGGGAUAGAGGAGCCCCUCUUACAUGACAUCUGUUAUGCAGAAAACACUGACGAUGCAGAAGAUGAAGAUGAGGUGAGCUGCGAGGAGGACCUUGUGGUGGGAGAGAUGAAUCAACCAGCCAUCCUUGACCUGUCAGGGUCAAGCGAUGACAUCAUUGACCUCACGAGCCUGCCUCCUCCAGAAGGCGAUGACAAUGAGGAUGACUUCCUCUUGCGUUCUCUGAACAUGGCCAUCGCUGCUCCCCCACCUGGCUUUAGAGACAGUUCUGAUGAGGAGGACACUCAGAGCCAGGCAACAUCCUUCCAAGAGGACAAGGAACAAGGCAGCAGCCUACAGAAUGAGGAGAUCCCUGUGUCCCUCAUUGAUGCUGUGCCCACCAGCGCAGAGGGCAAGUGUGAGAAGGGACUGGACCCUGCUGUCGUUUCCACACUGGAAGCCCUAGAAGCUCUUUCAGAAGAACAACAGAAGAGUGACAAUUCAGGUGUAGCCAUCUUGCGGGCUUAUAGUCCUGAGUCUUCAUCAGACUCGGGCAAUGAGACUAACUCUUCUGAAAUGACAGAGGGGUCUGAGCUAGCCGCAGCACAGAAGCAGUCGGAAAGCCUCUCGCGCAUGUUCUUGGCCACUCACGAAGGCUAUCACCCUCUUGCAGAAGAGCAGACAGAGUUCCCCACCUCCAAAGCCCCCUCAGGGGGCUUGCCUCCAAAGUCCUCCCAUGGCCUGUCUGCUCGCCCAGCGACUGACCUCCCACCCAAAGUUGUGCCUUCCAAGCAGAUCCUUCACUCAGACCACAUGGAAAUGGAGCCAGAAACCAUGGAGACCAAGUCGGUCACUGAUUAUUUUAGCAAACUGCAUAUGGGGUCAGUGGCAUAUUCCUGUACCAGCAAAAGGAAAAGCAAACUUGCUGAGGGAGAGGGGAAAGUCCCCCUGAGUGGGAAUGCACCAGGAAAAAAACAGCAAGGAACCAAAAUGGCAGAGAUGGAGGAGGACACCAAAGGCAAAGUUGGCACUGUGUCUUCAAGAGACAGUCCACACCUCAGCACUUUUAACCUGGAGAGAACUGCCUUUCGCAAGGACAGCCAAAGAUGGUAUGUGGCCUCUGACGGUGGGGUGGUAGAGAAAAGUGGUGUGGAAGCACCAGCCAUGAAAACCUUUCCCAGAGGUCCAGGUCUGGGGAACAGGGAGGCGGAAGGGAAGGAGGAUGGCACCGUGGAAGGAGACGCUGAUGAAGGUCUUAACCAAGGGGACCGCUUCCUAACAGACAUGGCCUGUGUGGCCUCAGCCAAAGACUUAGAAAACCCUGAAGAUGCUGACUCGCCCACUUGUGACCAUGCCACUAAGCUUCCUGAGACUGAAGACAGUGUGGCCCGCCUUUGUGACUACCAUUUGGCCAAGCGGAUGUCAUCCCUGCAGAGCGAGGGCCAUUUUUCUCUCCAGAGCUCUCAAGGCUCUUCAGUGGACACAGGCUGUGGUCCAGGCAGUGGUAGCAGUACCUGUGCCACUCCUGUGGAUUCGCCCCUCUGCCCCUCCCUGGGGAAGCACCUGAUUCCCGAUGCUUCUGGGAAAGGUGGGAGUUACAUUUCACCAGAGGAGAGAGUCACUGGCCAUCCCAACCAUGGAGCCACCUUCAAGGAAUUGCACCCACAGACGGAAGGGAUGUGUCCGCGCAUGACAGUACCUGCUCUGCACACAGCCAUUAAUGCUGACCCCCUGUUUGGCACGUUGAGAGAUGGAUGCCAUCGACUGCCCAAGAUUAAGGAAACCACAGCUUUGACAGAGCCUGGGAAGGAGAGACAAGGAGGCAUGCCUUCAGCUUGGUCUCAACAUCCUGAAGCUGAUCCCAUCCUGCUACCAUCAAAUAUUCACUUGGAAUCAAAGGUGCCAAGCCCAAAUCAAGACCCUAAUGAUUUCUCCCAAGCAAACCAGGCAUUCGGAGAGGCUGUGAGCUGGUGGCCAGCGGAUCUGAGAGGGGGGAGCCUCAGGACACCCCCCAGCCAGAGGGCUCUCAGACAAAGCAGCAGUGUCCUCUCAGGACCCGUAGGUUUGGAGACCUUCCAAGAGAGAACCAAGGGUGCAGUCAGCUUGAAGUAUCCAGGUAUCACAGAAGCACAGGAAGCCAGUUCGGAAAGACGAACAGAACUCCCACUGGGGAAGAAGCUCACCAAAAGUUUUUCCCAAAGCUCGAUGCACUUUAUCUCUGAGGGAAAGUUUCACAAAAGGUCCCCAGUGUCUCAUAAAGACUCAAAGCUGUAUAGGACCCUACCCUUGCGGAAGCUGGAGGGCAGUAACUGGAGAUGCCGAGGACCCUUCAGCUACUGUUUUCUGAAUCAAGGGCAGGAUGAAGAUGGGGAUGAGGAUGAAGAGGAGGGGGAGGCCACCCUUCAGGUCUCUUGCCUCUAUCGACCACAGAUAACUCAAGCCAUGCAGGAACCAAGCAAGUCAUCCCUGGUUGUUGGACUGCAGAAACAAGGAGAACUGUGCAGAGAGCCAGUGUUGAAGGUCUGGACAGAAGACCCCAGUGGCCCAGAUGACUGGGAUUUCAGCAGUCUGGCUUUUGAUGCCCGGAUUGCAAGAAUAAAUGCCCUAAAGGCGAGCACAUAUGGAAUGCCCGAUGGGUUCCUCGAAGCCCAGAAUGAUGCCAAUGAGCUGCUUUGCCUUGUCAGGGCAACCAAGGCAAAGAGGGAGGAGUCAUGCCCUGAAGCAUAUGACCUUACACUUUCUCAGUACAAGCAACUGUUAUCCAUUGAGUCCAGACAGUUGGGAAGUGCCUGCAGGAAAAUGGCAAUGGCUGAGAAAAGCCCAGAAGAGAUGCUCCUAGCCAUGAGUUCCAGUUUUCAAGUGCUCUGUUGCCUAACAGAAGCUUGCAUGCGGUUAGUGAAAGUCGUGAACUCUGAAACACAGCGGCAGGAAAUUGUAGCGAAGAUUGAUGAAGUGGUCAUAAACUAUAUUUGUCUCCUGAAAGCUGCUGAGGCAGCCACUGGCAAGACCACUGGGGAUCCUAGUAUUGGACUAUCAAUGCGACAUUCAACCACCAUGGCCGCUCUUGUAAGCACACUAACACGUUCUCUCAAGAUGCUUUUAAAUAAAUAAAUAUGAAAGUCACAUCAUAAUC
This is a messenger RNA of Peromyscus eremicus (cactus mouse), 5191 nucleotides long. It is a transcript of the gene Frmpd4, whose product is annotated as FERM and PDZ domain containing 4. Gene Ontology annotation, molecular function: protein binding. Lineage: Eukaryota; Metazoa; Chordata; Mammalia; Rodentia; Cricetidae. The coding region runs from base 16 to 5169 and encodes 1717 amino acids. Gene Ontology annotation, cellular component: cytoskeleton. The record is from RefSeq and is a predicted model, not a curated record. The transcript is spliced from 16 exons.